AUGCCUACCUGUUUAUACCUGGCCGCCAAGACGACCAACCACAACAUCCCCAUCGAGGUGUUUGUCAAGAAAUUUGAAAAGUUCAAGGCCGAGGAGGUACUCGACCUCGAGUUCCUUGUUGCCCAGAGUUUGAGCUUUGAGUUCUGGGUGCGCGGAGCCGAGAGGGCACUGCGGGGUUGGGCACUCGAGUUGCAAUCUUCCCCGAUUGGUGGGGCCGGAGAACGCGCACAGCGCGCAUUGCCAAAAGCGUUGCAGGCGCUUUCGGCGAGUCGGAUGACGGACGCCGAGUUCUUGUUCACGCCGGCACAGAUUGCGCUUGCAUGUUGGCGGGUUGCGGAUAAGGAGUUGACCGACGCCUUCCUCGCCGCAAAGUAUAAUGGUGCGGAGGAAGACAAGGUCCCCUUUGGGAUGCCUCAGGAUGAGCUUUUGCGUAUUUCGGGACAAGUCGAGUCCAUGAUCCGGACUGGGGAGGCGCAGCACGACCUCAAAAAGGUCAAGGAGGUUGACAAGCGCCUCAAGGGAUGUGCAAACCCCGAGAAGGUUCCUGGCACUGCAUUAUACGUCAAGCGCAAGGCGGAGCUGGAGGCCAAGGCGGCGCAGGAGAAGAAGGAGAAGCAGGACAGGGCGGCGCGCGCACACGAGGCCGACGGUAUGGUGUUUGGCGGGGAGUUGAAGGCGCCAACAUCCAACGGCGGCCCACUCGAGGAGUAA
This is a messenger RNA of Cutaneotrichosporon cavernicola, 711 nucleotides long. RefSeq lists its product as uncharacterized. Gene Ontology annotation, molecular function: cyclin-dependent protein serine/threonine kinase regulator activity. The transcript has 2 exons. Gene Ontology annotation, biological process: regulation of cyclin-dependent protein serine/threonine kinase activity; regulation of transcription by RNA polymerase II. Lineage: Eukaryota; Fungi; Basidiomycota; Tremellomycetes; Trichosporonales; Trichosporonaceae. The record is from RefSeq and is a predicted model, not a curated record. Gene Ontology annotation, cellular component: transcription factor TFIIK complex; nucleus. The coding region runs from base 1 to 711 and encodes 236 amino acids.